Molecule: messenger RNA, 3565 nt
Organism: Panicum virgatum (switchgrass)
Lineage: Eukaryota; Viridiplantae; Streptophyta; Magnoliopsida; Poales; Poaceae
Product: peptidyl-prolyl cis-trans isomerase FKBP16-4, chloroplastic-like
Exons: 9
Coding region: 1945-3381 (478 amino acids)
Molecular function (GO): peptidyl-prolyl cis-trans isomerase activity
Source: RefSeq, a predicted model, not a curated record
GGCCACGAACACCAAAUCCACAGGAGCACAGUCGGGAAAUAACAAAAUUUCAGAGUCCGCCGCCGCCGCCUUACCCCGAGCAAUGGAGCUCUCCGUCGUGCCUUCCACCUCCCUCUCCCCGCGCCGCGCCCCUCCACUCCCGGCCAGGAGGGCGGCGCGGCGGCCGGCCUUCGCAUGCCGCUGCAGCUGCUCCCCGGGCGAGUCCCCCGGGGCCACCCGGCGGUGGUUCGCCUCCCUCCUCGCCGCCGCCGCAGUGGUGGGAGUUGGCGUGGCCGGAGGGGAAGCCGGCGCGGUGUCCACCAGCCGGAGGGCGGUAAGGACCUGGCGACCUUGUACUCUGCUACAGCAUUUCUCAAAGAUGGUGUCAGGAUUUGGUUGAUCUUGUGAAGUUGGGUUGAGAUGUCUGUGCCUUGUUUUCGUGUGUUUGGUUGAUUGAAUCGGCAGCUCAGGGCGUCCAAGAUUCCGGAGAGCGAGUUCACAACCCUGCCAAAUGGCCUCAAGUACUAUGACAUCAAGGUAGGAAGUGGGGCUCAAGCUGUUAAAGGAUCCCGUGUCGCGGUACAUUAUGUGGCCAAGUGGAAGGGCAUCACGUUCAUGACAAGCAGGCAGGGUCUCGGUGUUGGAGGUGGAACGCCAUAUGGAUUUGAUGUUGGCAAUUCUGAGAGAGGCAAUGUUUUAAAAGGACUGGAUCUUGGGGUUGAGGGUAUGAAAGUUGGUGGCCAGAGGUUGAUCAUCGUUCCUCCUGAACUGGCGUAUGGAAAGAAAGGUGUCCAAGAAAUUCCUCCAAAUGCAACCAUUGAGCUGGAUGUUGAGUUACUAUCAAUCAAGCAGAGUGCAUUUGGGACUCCUGUGAAGAUCGUCGAAGGAUAACUGUGCAUAGCAUUGUAAAGAGAAUGGUACAUAUUUGUGUGGAAAGUAGAGUGCUGCUUCGAAAAAAGGCUAGUUUACAAAGAUAUACUGGUGGUAUUGCAUUGAUAGUGCACUCGUGUAAGAUUUUGAACUCCAUUGAAAUAUAGAAUUCGUUUUCCUCUUAUAGGUGCUGAAAAUAAAUCAGCUAUUCCAAUUUCUAUAUUGCCUGUACUGCUUAGAAAAACCCUUGCCGUAAAUAUUUAGGUGGAAAGAAAAGUAUAAAAGGUUCGUAGCUCGAUAGCUAUGUGAUUGAUGAUUUGGGCUUCAAGUGGCAGUUUUGUGUUUUGAGUUAAGAAGGUACAUAGUAUGCAUUUGUGCAAAUACAGAAACAAGAAUAGGCAACUAGAUGUGUAAAGCAAAGGCCGAAAGGUAAGGACCUAAAUGGGCUGUCUUCAUCUAGGACACGCAAGCAAAAAGGUGGAUUUUACCCAUCACGCAAACCUGGCUUAUCUGUGGUGAGUUGGUCUGCUUUCUGUAUAAGCAUGUCCCUUUUCACUAGUUUUAUUACUAAUUCUAUUCUAUAAUCAGCCAUAACCACAAGGAGGGAAGCCUUGACUGGUAGAGAAGGUUCCAUGCUGCCAGCAGUAGAUGAUCCUUGGCAAUUUUUUUAAAAAAAAAAGAAGAAGAAGAAGAAGAGGGAAGCCUUUGCAUCUUCUGCAUGCAAAGUUUAUGCUUUCUUCUCUUAAUCAAGAAAUGGAACAAUACUAAUCUUGCUCUGAAAGAUAAAGAUGAGUUCCAUGUUGUUUAAAACUCUAGCUGUUAGUCUUUAUCUCAGAGGUAUAUUUAUGUGAAAAACAAGAUAAGAUGGUAUGGAAGAACCUCAACAUAUGCAUUUAUUUGUUCAAAAAAGAAGUCUGUGUGUUCUUGACCAAAGGUAGCUGGUAACGCAAAAUCCAUGGAUGGUUAAAUACCUGAACAAACUUGGCAUAGUUUAGCCCUGAAGGCAAAGCAAUGUAGGAACAACUUUGGGUUGGCAUACAUAUAGUACUUAAAAGGUUAUUCAACUGAGACUGAAGGAAUGAUGAAAUCUUUUCAAUGGAAAGUAAGAGGGCAGAGGGCAUCACGAAUCUCCUUCUGAAGAUAGUCUUUCCCUUAGCUUUUCCCCUGGCUGGUGCUUUUAUCUGUGACCUGAAAACAAACAGGGCAAAUAGGCACAGUAGUUACACAGACUCAUCUGAGAGUUCAUUCCAAUUGGACCAAUCAUCCGGUUCAAUCUGCAAGGAAGAGGAAGAGGAAGAAAUGGAGUCAACUCGUCGGGCAUCGCGAAGGUUGGCCCGAACAGAGAGUGCCUGCAGCACUGCAGGUAGGCUUAUGAUCAGUGAACUUGCAAGGCAGGCUUCGAAUGCCGAAGAAGUCAUGGUGGUAGAGGCCACUCAAAGUUCUUCAGAAGCUACAGCCAGCAAGCAGCUCCAGGAUGAUCAGAGGAUGGCGGCCGACGAGAUUGCCAGCCUGAAGAUCAUGGUGUCGGCCCUCGAAGACAGAGCCUGCAGCAUUGAGGCACAAUUCCACGAGUACUGCGACAUGAAGGAGCAGGAGUCGGCGUACCAGAAGAUGCAGAUCAUGUGCCUGGGCAUGAAGCUGGAGCUGCUGGAGUCCCAGAACCAGCGGCUCGAAGCAGCCGCUGCGGACAUCCGGGCGGCGGCCGAAGAGUUUGCGGCCAUGAAAGGCAAGCUCGACAUGCUGCAGAGCAAGUUCAAGAAGAUCGCCAAGAGAAGCAAGCAGGAUUCGGAUGCUUUUUGUGAGCAAAUCCUGGCUCUUGAUACCAAGCAGUCCCAGAUGGCCAGAAGGUGCGAGGAGUUCGAGCAGUGCAUGGAGGAGAUGAAGCAGCUGACGCUGCAGCUGCAGGAGCAAAAGGCAGCAGCAAACAAUGAGAACGUGGAGGUGGUCGUGGAGAGAAGCUUGCGGAACCUGUCGAGCGGGCGGGACCUGGUGGACGGGCUGGAGGCGCUCCGGGACCGGUGGGCCGCCGGCAUGGAGGAGAUGAUCUACUUGGGCUGGAUCACGGCGUGGCUGCAGCACGACCUCAUGCUCAUCGACGACGACGGCGGCAGCACCGCCUACGACGGCGACGAGGACGCCGGUGCCGUAGUCGGUGGCGGCGCCUACGACCACGACGGCCGCAAGGGCGGGCGCCCGCCGCCGGAGGAGGAGGAGGGGAAGAAAGGGGAGACGAUGGUGGCCGCGGCGGCGCCGAGCAACGAGGUGGAGCUGUGCAAGGCCGGGUCCGUGUCGUCGUCGUCGUCGUCCGGGUCGGCGGGCCGCCCGCGCCGCAGCGUGGAGGUGGAGCCGCAGGCGUCGUCGUGCUUGGGGUUCGCGGCGGCGGGCGGGCGCAGCGGCGGCGGCGGGGACGGUGGCGGGUGGAGCAUCGGGCGGCCGAGGCUGCUCCGGAAGCUGCGCGGGUGGGCCGGGACGAAGGCCGGCGACAGGGGCAAGGCGCGGUGCAGGAUCGCGGGCCCCAGUUGUCAGAAAUGAAAUAAAUAAUCACAGCAGUUGGUCUCUGUGUAUACUACGUAUUUAAUUUGCUUGUGAAAAUUCGAGAAUGUUUAAAAAAUCGGGAAUGAAAAAUGAAAUGUGUUCUUCGAGAAGACGUGAGGAAUACGGUUAGAAUUGCAUGUGACGGUGAGAGAAAAAAAAAGUGGUUGAUUAAUUAGCGUGA